AUGCUAGGGGGCGCGAGAAGUACUCGAGAUGGAGUCGCGAGAUCGUACGAUGGGUGUCCAGCGGUUGGAGAUGCCCUGCCUCUCGUCAGUUUGCUCACCCCCCCCCCCCCUUUAUAUCCACGUGGAUAUCUCGUGAGGGGGCUCUGCAAUUUCUUCUCCCGUUUCUGCCGUCAAUCCAGAUGCGGGGUGGCUUCCGUCAUUCUGCAGCCACACGUGUGUUGGGAAGGCUUAUCUCGAACGCUUGUUUUUUUCUUGCUAUUGUUCAUUCGUUGGGGGUCAACCCUGAGAGCGUGGCGAGCUCCCGCACUUUGUGUCCAUGACGCUACGGGUACAGCUUCAUUGUCUAGCGAGCGUGCGACCUGGUGCGAGUUAGUCGGCAUCUCGGUUCAUUAG
Colletotrichum costaricense is the source of this 393-nucleotide messenger RNA. RefSeq lists its product as uncharacterized. Bases 1 to 393 code for a protein of 130 amino acids. NCBI's taxonomy places the organism in Eukaryota, Fungi, Ascomycota, Sordariomycetes, Glomerellales, Glomerellaceae. The record is from RefSeq and is a predicted model, not a curated record. The transcript has a single exon.